Molecule: messenger RNA, 7813 nt
Organism: Rattus norvegicus (Norway rat)
Lineage: Eukaryota; Metazoa; Chordata; Mammalia; Rodentia; Muridae
Source: RefSeq, a predicted model, not a curated record
CCAGCCUCCUCCCUCUCGGCUCUAUCCUGGCCUCUCUCCCUCUCUCCGUCGCCGGGUGCUGAAGUUGGGCGGAUGGCAAGGAGCCCGCUCCGCUAGAGGACGGAACAGCCCAGCCUUGAGCACACUCGGACUCGGACCCGGGGACGGUCGCCCACAUCCCAGGCCACCUGCCAGUCGGAUUCUGAAGCAGCUGACAUGAGAAAACGGCAGCAGUCACAAAAUGAAGGCACGCAGGCUGUGUCUCAAGCGCCCGGAAACCAAAGGCCCAACAACACCUGUUGCUUCUGCUGGUGCUGCUGCUGCAGCUGCUCCUGCCUCACUGUCAGGAAUGAAGAAAGAGGAGACUCUUCGGGGAGACCCCCACACACCACCAAAAUGGAGAGCAUCCAGGUCCUAGAGGAAUGCCAAAACCCCACUGCAGAUGAAGUCUUGUCCUGGUCUCAGAAUUUUGACAAGAUGAUGAAGGCUCCUGCAGGAAGAAACCUUUUCCGAGAGUUCCUCCGAACAGAAUACAGCGAGGAGAACCUACUCUUCUGGCUGGCCUGUGAAGACUUAAAGAAGGAGCAGAACAAGAAAGCUGUUGAAGAAAAGGCCAGGAUGAUAUACGAGGAUUACAUUUCUAUACUGUCACCGAAAGAGGUCAGCCUCGAUUCUCGAGUUAGAGAGGUGAUCAACAGGAAUCUGCUGGAGCCCAGCCCUCACAUGUACGAAGAUGCCCAGCUUCAGAUCUACACCCUAAUGCACAGAGAUUCUUUCCCAAGAUUCUUGAACUCGCAGAUCUACAAAGCCUUUGUCGAAAGUACUGCCAGCUCCACUUCUGAAUCUUAAUUUUCAUUUGAAAGGCCAAAAAAAAAAUCAUUUCAGAGGGCUGGGAUGGGAAAUAAAAGUAAUUAAAUAACAUCAGAAAUCGAGUUCCUGAAAAAAACGACAGGUUGGCUGCUGGGAAAAGACAACUGGGAAAGUCGUUUGUCUCUAUUUUUAUCAAGGUUAUCCAUGAUUCUGUUAGGGGGUAAAAAGCCUGUGUAAGAAAAUGAGUUGCCAAAUUGAGUUUGUUUGAUUCAACACUUGCUCUCCUUGCAAGCGAACUAUGUUCCUAGUCCUCUGAACAAUCCCCUAGUGCAUCUCUAGAGGCCGCAUGUGCAAAGUAAAACCGCUUCGUCUGCCCUUUACUUGUGCCAUUAAGUCAGUAGCAUACCUUGUAUCUGUAUUUAAGGACUUCUGUGCAAUAUGGUCUCUUAGAAACAAUUGCCAACAAAUUGGCCGUGGUUUGCAUUUUUUAAGCAUAAUCUGAUACACACAAAGGCUAUUUUAAACAUGUAACAGUGAUAUUUAACCACGCUACAUACUAUGUUUAGUACAUGGACUCUGAAGCCAAUUUUUCUGUACAUGUUAAAAAAAAAAGUGACCAUUGAAGGACCUUAUUGUGUGAGACCUCUGGUUGUUCACUGCCCACAUUCUGACAUUUUUGUUACAGAAGAGUUUGCUAUAUAUAUAUUUUAAGAGAAAGAAAAGAGAGAAAAAGAAAGAAAACAAAAAUAGUUAACAAUGAUAAGAAAAAUUUUAAAAAGCACAAAACAAUCUGCAGAUAUCCUGUCUCGUUGAAAAUUCCAAGAAGGAUACUAUUUUUAGGUCUAAAAGAAAGAAAAGAGUCUAUGUAUAUAUCAGAUGUCCAAUAGUGUAAUUAAUUUAUCAAAGAAAGGCUCUUCAGUUCUAAAAGCAUUGCAUAAACCUAUGACUGUCAGCAGGUAAACAAUAAUAAGUUCAGUAACCCAGUUUGGGAAUAGAACGGGAAGGGUAAUAAAGAAAUGCCUACAUGUAGCACUGUAAAAGUCACCUUUGAGGAGUCGCCUCUGUGUGGCGCGCUCACCUUGAACGUGUAAUUCAGUGAAAAGCUUGAGUUUUUCCUAACCAACAUUUUACAAGGGAUUAUAGAGAAGAAAGCCUUCGAUGUCAGACCUUAACUGUUUUCACCGUAGUCUCUCAAGAAAGACUUAUUUUUAACAUUGUUAAAAUCAAACUACCAACCCUCGUCCGUAACUAGAAGGCAGUGCAGUGCUCAAUCCUUUUAGCUGCCAAUAUUAUUUUUUAUAAUUACAUUAACUCUUUACACGGAUACUCACAUGACCAUGGUAUGCAUUUCUGACCUUCAGAACAGUAUCGUCUUGUGCACAAAACCAAAAUUACAAUCAAUGUCAUAUUUAUAUCAAGGUCCUACCUUUCAAUAUCAAAAUCCCCUGGAGACUAUUUUUUUAAUCUUAAACUCAAUGAAUAUAUGUUGAGUAACCUUUAAAAAAUGAAAGAUUUAAAAAGAUUUAUAACCACUGAGAAUACUGGCCUUAUAUUAAGGAUGAUAUUAAAAUUAAAGGUUUUGUUUGUCAUUUUUAACUACCUCUCAGUUUUUAAUUUAUUAAACAUAUUUUUUUAAGAUGCAAGUUUGGAGUUUUCUUUUUCACUUUAUUUUACUUGAAAGGUUGGCAUCAUGUUUCUUUUUCCAUAAAUUUAAAACAUUUCAAGAAUUGUUUUUUAAGUGAAUAUGAUUUUCUAAUUUAUAUAGAAUUCAGGAGCUAUGAUUAAAAGGGCUAUUACAUAUUCCCUAUGCAAAUAUUUUAACUGUUGCAGUGUUUGACAAAAUGGGAUUAAAAAAAAACAGUUUGCAGAGUGGAAAACAAAAUGUUGUGUUUACACUGGCACCGCUGACCAUCCUACUACGCUCAGUACUUUUAAAUACAUUAUUUAUGGAAACAUAGUUAAAAUGCAAGAUAGAAGGUAUUUAUAAUAGUCAUCUUUUAGCAAAUGCCUGUGGACUCUUUUCUGAAAGUGUUAGUGUGUUUAAGACGCGCUUUGCUCAUGUCUCCUAGAUAUUUACUCUUUGAAUAGUUUCAGUAAUCUGUCGAGAAAAAAGAUAGCUAUGAAGAUGUUUACAAAAAAAAUCCUAUUUUUUCCUAAAGAGUCAAGAAAACGUAAAAGCGUCGUUGCUUCUGUUGUGAAGUCCCAUCGUUCUAAAUGAUUUCAUUGUUUUCUUGAUAAGUGUUUAUUAUGCUAAUAUGAUGUGUAUGCCUAUCUAGUGUACCAUCAUCUCAUUUCUGUGUUUGAGGCACAAUGAAUUGGUGCACAUGACCAGGAGAUUUGUAAUAUACUACGAAGCCCUGCAUGCACAAUUGUUUUUGAUGUAGACUUUAUUAUAUUCCCUGUACUGCGGAUGCUCGUGACUUACUGUCACAGGUGAUCUUUACAAUAUCUCUGGACUACUAGGCGAGUUGUCUGCUUGAUCAUGCAUUUACUCUUUUACCAAAUGUAAGAAGAGGUAAGGGCCGUUAAAGGGUCCUCAUCUCUAACCUAGGCAUUUGCAGUGUUUGCUUCAAAGUUGCUGUGUCUUUGGAGCCUGGUUACGAAGCUUCACUGACGAGGUCCUAAGGCGGAUUUGCACAGCCGCUGUCCUUGGCGAUGCUGUGUGGGCAGCUCUGUGUUGAAUUCCUAUUUCAGGGGGAUGGCUUCUCAUUUCACUUCUGAAUGUUUCAAGUUUUAGAGAGUGUGCCUGUGGACUUGUGACUAUGCCGGUUUUCAAAGUAUGGUGUGAUUUCUUCUGUUUAAGUCACAGAGCUACAAUAAACAAACAAAAGCCCUCAACUGGUGUCUCUGCCACCAUUUCAAGAGCACAACAUUUGCUUUAUUCAAAAUUGAUUGAAUUCUCCUUGGGGAGACCCUAGCACUUUAAGUGAAGCACCUUGCAUUGAUGAUUGCCAAGAUAACUUUGUAUAUUGUUAGAAUCCGCUAAUGCACACACAAGAGGUUAAUGCACUUUCUAUAGGUCUGUCUAUUGUGGAAAGAAAAGGAGAUUGUAUAGGUGACGUAUAUAGAGGUGGCUCAAAGACAGAUGUCUCCAUAGGUGGAUCUUACACAUAGACAUGCUAAUGCUGGAGGGAGGGUGGCUCCUCUUUCUGGCUUAUUACGAUGUCAUCCAAAGUAAGCACACAUGCUCUGACAGCAUGACAAGGCACAGAUGAAUGUAAGCAAAAACGGACCUUGAUACAGAAGUUAUAAAUGAAAAAGUCAAAAUUAUAAUAUGGCCUUUAAAACAUUCUUACAAUGUUUAUAAAUGACCAGCUGUUCUAACAGUGUGUCACUGUGCCUAGAACAUUUAUUAGCGAGCACCCUUCAGUGUCUCCUAGUAUAAAGAAUGUGCUCUAUUUAUUUGAUAGUUGAGUGUCAAAGGACUGUAGAAAUAGAUAGACUAAUCUGUUGAAAACAAUAUACAUCUCCCCCAUUGUAUUAACUUAAUACUUGAAUCUUAAUUUAAGUUUAUUCUUUUUUUUUUCUAGAAUUUUUUAAAUAGUCUCAGAAAAAGUCACAUUAUAAUUGUGGAAACUACACUUGCAACAAAUAAAAAUUUUCAGGUGCUUUGGUGAAGGUUUUUAAAUGGAAGGAAUGGAAAUAAAGUAUAGAAAAGUGAACUUUUUGAAAAACCAUCCAUUUGUUUUUAAACGGAAGAUAUACCUAGACCCCCCACAUAACAUGAAUUUUUGAAUUCCUUUGGCUUUAUAUAUUCGUAUAUUAUCUCGAAAUAGGAAAUACAGCCAAAAAAAUUGGGUUAUCUGUCUAUUUAGAUUGGCAGUGAGUGACCAAUCUCCAAAGUAUCUAUUUUUGAAACUGUGAGCGUACUCCUUUCUGUUUUCAAAUUUCCGAUCAACAGAAAAUGCUGUCCUUUGAUAGGAGCACGCCACGCGUAAUAACGUUAGUAAUUCUUCACUUGCCACGACUGCAGGUAAAACCACUAAAACCUACCGAGCCUUCCUUCAGAACAUAUCUGCAAGAUUAUGAUAUGGCUAAGAUAUCACCACAACACACAUAGUGAAUGAAAGAGCACUGGCUUUGAUUUCUGCGUAUGUUAAGAAAUAUUACUCCUACAGAAAUAGUCCUAAGCGGCUAUAAGGGACAUGCUUUCUUUCCCACUGGUUGAAGAGAACACACCAUACCAUCAUUCUAUUGAAAACAUGGAGAGAUGGAGUGUUCCUUAGUUGGGCAAAUGGGGUUGAGAACUCAUUUGAUUCUCAUGACAAAUGCUCCAAGUUGGGAAAAAGCAGUUAUCUAAAGCACCCAUGAUGACAACCACACGAGAUAUCACAGUGUCAUGCAUACAAUCUGAAAUUCAGUUCCCUCCUCUUGUCUUACAUCAAGUAUUUUCUGUUGCAAACUUUCCCAUUGAUUCAUAGCUUCAUCACGGCAUUUCAGCUUUUUAAACAGUUAGAAGUGUGUGCGUCCUAAACUGAUGAUUAAGCAAACUGUCUAAGGUCUGGGCACAUUUCCGUUUGAAAGGACAGAGCUGGUAUUUACAUCCAGAGAUGGUAGGAAAAGUCAUGUAACCUUUCUGAAUCUGUUUCUUCAUCUGAAAAUGAAUAUUGAUUAUGGGGUGUCCGUUGGAACAAUAAUGUUGCAUAUAAUAAUUGAUCAAGAGUUCUUCAGCCCAGUCAUAGUCACAUUUUUAGUAAGUGACAUUUUAGCGUACUCUCCCCUUGUUUCCUUGGAAUGGUUUGGUUAGCACACAAAGAGGGUUUCAUCAUGCCAUUUUCAUACUGGUGUCUUGUUAUAUCCUGUUCUCUUUUGUACCCCACUGCCUUUCCCUGGGCCUUCUACUUUCUCUGCUUAUUUUUUUAAACAUACUUGAAAAAUUUAAAUAUGCACAGGCACACACACUCACCACACACACACAGCAACACACACAGACACAGAUACACACAGACACAUGCACAAGCACACAUACACACAGACACAUGCAACACCCCCACACACACAUGCACAGACACAUACACACAGAUACACACUUAAAGAUGGAGACCUAGGACAUAAAAUCGCCAUCCCCACGAAUCAGAAACAUAGAAUCAAGUUAGUUACAAAUACACCAAGUAUGCCACUGGAUGACAGAGCCAAAAGCAAGUUCAUAAAGCAUGACUGAAAAUCAAUCCCUUCAAUAUUAGUGUGACUGUCAAGUUUAUCAUGAUACUCUGAAUAGAAAGAUUAUUAAUACAAGUGGCUAAGUGUUCAUUAAUAGUUUCACCAAAUUUUAGAAUAUUUUCAGCUUAAUGGAAAAAUUACAAAGGCAGUACAAAAUGCCCUGGUGUGUUCUCUGUGUCUGGAAAACAAUUAUUCCCAAUUAAUAACUAAUGCUGCCCCAUCAAGGUUGUACACAUCAUCCUGACACUUCUCUUGUCUUCUCUCUACCCUUCCCAUCCUAAAACCAUGUGACCUCUUAUUGUCACCCUUCGUUGUAUUUCUUUCAGCUGUGACUCUCUAUAAAUGUUCUUGUGUUUUUCAAAACCUUGACAGUUUUGAGUGGAAAUGACAUCUAUUGUGUAGAGCAUCACUCUGCAGGGUGGGAUUUCUCAUUUUUAGACUAGCGCUUUUGGUUUCUGGAAGGAAUAAUGUUAUUCUGUUCUUUCUAUCAUAAAGAUUUGUUUUUUAUUUUAUGUGUGUGAGUGUUUUGUCUGCAAGUAUAAAUGUGACCACAUGUGUGCAACACCUAAGGCCAGAAGAGUCCGCUGAAAUUGGAGCUACAGAUGGUCUUAAGGCUUCAUAUGGGUUCUGGGAACUAAAUCAGGGGCUUCAGUAAGAGCAGCAAGUGCUUUAAUUGUUGAGCCACCUGCCCAGCCCUGGAUAGCCAACCUCGUUACAUGAUAUCUCAAAGGCACAUGCCACCCGGGUAAGUACUCUUGCUUUGGGGUCCUUGCUGUUGCUGUUGCAGUCACCCUGUCACCUGUUUAAAGCAUUGCCUUUUGGAUACAGCCUCUCUGCUGCCAAGUGAUAUGCAUGCAAAGAAGGUACCUGAGAGUGAAAUAGACCCUGCAUUACACUGUGCAAGAAAAACAACCAACAACCAACCAACCAAGCAAACAAAAACAAUUCUGGCCAAAGUCUUAGCAUGAAUACUAGGCUCCAUUAAAGGAUUACUAACAAAUACUACAAAGAAAAUGGAAUGGAUUAGGAAAUGAAAUGACCCAAAUCAGUGUUAGCUUGGAUAUCUACUUAUGAAAAGUGCAACUGUUCCCGCUUUCCUGAAAUACCCCGGGUAGUUAUUAAAUCCUGCUCACAUGCUGGAUUUGAAGAUUUUAGUCUCAUUAAUUGUAGCAAGAGGUUGCUAAUUACUCAUGCUUAAUGCCUUCCUGUAUAUCAUCCACUGAGCUGUGUGUACAAUGCUGAAGUGUAGAGGACUUGAUGUUGCUCCUCAAGCUUUAACCUGUUUGUCACAGUGUUUCUUGUGUGUGAUUUUAAAGAGUUUGCAAAAUGUUAAAACGUAUUUUACCGAAUUCGACUCUGUGAAAUUCAUUUUGAACGUGUCUGAUUUCUUACUUCCAUGCUCACCCUAUUUAGUGAUCUAUUUCCACAUUUUGCAUUCACUGAUGUAUUUAUUAGUGAACCACAAAAAGGUUCUGAGUACAUGAAUACAAGAGCAGCCCUGCUUGUCCAUUUUAUAAUACCAAAAUAUCUGUGGGUACUCAUAGUUGACUAGAAAAUCCAGAUUCUUUUUCUUGCAGCUCAAAAUUUUCUGGGUUUUUAUUCCAUUGAACCAAUUUCAUCAUUUACCUAUGUACAAUAAUAGACUUCUUGAAAGUGUUACAGUUUUUGCCAUGUAAUAGAUUUGAGCAUGACAAUACUGUAAGAAAACCCAGACGUCUGAGUUUUCAAAGGAAAUCAAAUAGGUGUUUUCAUUUAACUAUAUUGUGGCAAUUUAUGGGUAUUAUUGUAAAAUGCAUAUGCAUUACACUGAUUUUCUUAAUGUGUUUUGAAUUAAUAAAGAAUUCUCCCAUGUAUCCUUAGACAA